AUGUCAGCGAUCGAUAAUGUUACUCAAGAGGACUCGGCGGUGUCUGCCUCAGCGGUGUCUAUCUCGGCCUGGGAUGCGAGAAAAGCUCAAUCUUUCAUCGGUGAAGGCCAAGAGCGGCGCUACGAAGCGAUGAAAAAGCCCAUUGCCGAGGAUGAAUCCAGCGAGGAAAGCCAAGUCACAGAGAUCCCUGACGACGAGAGUGAAACCGCCAUGAGCGCAGUAUCUACCCGAACGGUUACUUCUUGCCGUUAUCGUGGACGAGGUCGAGGACGAGUCAUGAAGAGUGACAGAGAUGACCUUCCAGGAACAGGUCUCGGGCGCGGAGGAUUCAGCCGUGGAGUCAUUCGAGCCGGAAUCGGUCGUGGCCGAGCAAGACCGGAUGAUGUUGUGUCUGUGAUUGAAGGAGACCUUUCCCGCGUAUCCUUAGCCACGAAAAAUGAGUCUAAGGUUGAGAAUGGUCGAGGACGAUCGGAGACGGAGGAAGUAGGUCCACCAGACGUCAACAAUCGCCGACCCCACGUCACUGGGGUGAAGAAGGAGAACAACACCUUCACCUAUAACUUCGACAACAUCGCGGACUUGGAAUUCCCGCGAACUGUAAUCGACCCUCGAAUUCAAAACGUUGAAACUUGCUCCAUGAUGGGGCAAUUAGACAGCGACGAUAACGAAGAGGGAAGUAAGAUGUUCGAGCAAGAUGAUAGUGAAGCAGGUCCUUCCCCGCAACCGGCCAUCACUCGCGCUGAAUCUGUCUGCUCGCUUAGAGACAAUUUCCAAUAUGAGGAGUCUAUCGAUGACUAUUGUGAAAGUGUCUCUAAAGUUGAUAUUUCUCCUCAGCGAGAACCCGAAAAGCACCAAAGCUUGAUGCCAAGCCGACGAAGAAAGACACCACCAGCAAGUCCGGUCGUGCCAAAGUUUGGUCAAAACUUGAUCCCGAGAAGAGUGAAUCGAGUACCGGUAGUGCGCAGGAAGAUUGACAAUGGGCCGACCGAGAGCAGACAAGAAAAGAUCAAUUUUUAUAAGAAAAAGGCGGAAAGUUCGAGAAUCACGGAAGAGGAGGGCGAGAAAGAAUUUCAUCGCCCACAGUCAUCCGCUUUCCGACGAUCAGACUACGAUUCUCGUGACUUUACCCCCUUGCCAACGGUUCAAUUUCAGAGAGGUCCAAUGGAGAGUAAGGAGGAACCACCAAAAGAAGUGAAAGCGGUGAAGCGGGAGGUCGAAAUCGUCGAGCCUACAGUGGAUACUUUCCGAGGAUUUGCACACGAGAAUGACUACCAAAGCGAAGGUCGAGAACCACGACUUCUUCCUGCGUAUCAGCAUCUUCUCAAUGAAUACGAGAAAAUUGUUUCAAUCGUCAUUCACGUGGAGACUAAAAGAGAGGAACGAAGCUUGAUGAACAAGUCCCCUCAUAUCGACAAAGUCCAGCGUUCAAUCGAGGCGUUCAAGUGGCGAUUGUAUGAAGAGCAGCAGACUUUUUAUCAAGCGCCUACUGUGGACUACGGACCAGUUAUCGAUCUCAAAGAGUUCAAGUACGAGCAGACUUCUGAGAAACGAGAGCGACAAUUUCCUACGGAGAAAGUCAUCUCUGUCGAUGUCGAAAAGGUUCUUCGGGACUCUCAAGUUCGCUUCCAACUCAAAUUCAAAGAUGUGGGCGAGAUCAAUAUUUUCUUUUUCCGGAAGAGCAUUGACGAAACCGAACUCAUUCUCUUCGAGGCUUACCCUUCUCACAAUUUCACCGGGAAAACUCAGUUUGGGAUGGAAAUUAUCCCGAACAAGAAGUACCGUGAUAGUAAGAAGAAGGCCAAGCAGUUCGUCUUCGGAAACGAGAUGACAAAUGCUAUGCCCAUGAGAGAGAUUUAUAUUGAUUCGAAGUUCAAUAAGUACUUCUUCGAUCAUAACAGUACCUUCACGGCGAACAUCUAUGUUAUCGGCUUCGAAGUGUACGUCUCUCCCUGCGUCCGAGUUGUACAGCUGCUUCAAGAGAGCCAGAAACAGUUCAGAAGAGGAGUGAAGGACUACAUUGACUUCAUCAACAGUCCCAGAGAUGUCCAUGACGAUUUGGUUGCAGUUGGCGAUGAUUCUUCCGACUCCGAAGAAUUCUCAUCCUCCUCAUAG
Molecule: messenger RNA, 2112 nt
Organism: Oikopleura dioica
Lineage: Eukaryota; Metazoa; Chordata; Appendicularia; Copelata; Oikopleuridae
Source: the annotation of a GenBank genome assembly